Messenger RNA from Populus euphratica (Euphrates poplar), 976 nucleotides. Its product is annotated as truncated transcription factor CAULIFLOWER D-like. Lineage: Eukaryota; Viridiplantae; Streptophyta; Magnoliopsida; Malpighiales; Salicaceae. Gene Ontology annotation, molecular function: protein dimerization activity; RNA polymerase II transcription regulatory region sequence-specific DNA binding; DNA-binding transcription factor activity. Gene Ontology annotation, cellular component: nucleus. Gene Ontology annotation, biological process: positive regulation of transcription by RNA polymerase II. The coding region runs from base 337 to 762 and encodes 141 amino acids. The record is from RefSeq and is a predicted model, not a curated record. The transcript is spliced from 8 exons.
AGGAUCCCUCAUUGCAAAGAACAUAAAAACAGAAGGAUAAAAAGCACACAGAGGCCAAAAAGAAAUCAAUAUAUAUGAAUUAAUCCAUGGUUCUCCGAGACCCAAAUGAAAAAGUGCUCAGGGCAGGAAAAUGCCUUCGGCGGCCAGCAUCCGACACGUAGGUAGAGUCCGAUGUAGCAAUAAUAAUGAAAUAAAAGGAUAUUUUUUUGCCAAAAGGAACAUGCUAGUGAUGUCCCGUCCUGCUCUUCUCGUGCGGCAGAAAGUGCACCAUUCUCCUCCAUCAUAUUUCCUUAUCAAGUAGUAAAACAUACUUGAUUAUAUCGUUUUGAUGGAUGGAUGGAAAGGACCAUCGCUAGGUAUCGGAGUGAAGCCGGCCUGUCUGGACCAAAUGACUCACACACUAGAUCCUUGGAGUUUUGGAGACGUGAGAUUGAAGAGUUACAGAAAACUAUAAAUGAAACGGAAGCACAGCUUAGGCACUGUAUAGGAGAAGAUAUAGAAAUGUUGGGGAUGAAAGAGUUGAAGCAGCUAGAACGACAAUUAAAGACAGGAGUUGAACGUGUCCGCUCUAAGAAGUUACGCAUCGCCGCAGAGCAAGUCAACUGGUUGAAAGGAAAGCAAAGAUCCAUUCAAGAGGAGAAUGCUCGUCUUAAGAAAAGAUUGCAUGAGCUGCAUGAUGGCAACAUAAGCUCGAGGAUUUGGGAACCAACUGCACGUAAAGCGAUUCAGCUGAGGACGAUUGAUGAUGGAUCCCACCAUUAAAGAGUCGCUAAUUAAUUGGUGCUGUAAAAGAAGCUACACUCUUCGAAAAGAACCUCAUAUCAUAUCAUAUGUGGUCGUGUGUACGUACGUACGUGGUGAUAAUAAAUCGAUCUCCUCCUUGUUUGUCCAAAGCUUUCGAGGUCGAUGCCGUUUGGCACUCUACUAUAUUGCUUUCUUUCAACUUGAUAUGUGUGAUGUGUUUCCAUAAAAACCC